AAACACUGACAUCUUUCGUAUGUCUUUUGUGCAUAGAGGCAACGUCUCUUAUCGACGAAGUAAUACGGAUCGCACCGCCACAGUGUAAACUCUGCCCUUGAUAGACAAACUCACGUCACCUCGGCGCCAUGAAUGUUGGAGUUUGGCGAAAUCUGACUUGGUCUUCCCGAUUCUAGAACUUAAUCGAGUUAAUUUUUGGAAUACGAAAUUUACCAGUGAUGGAGAUGCUGACGAACUUCUUCCGGAAGGUUUGCCACACAGCGCUUAUCGCGCCGUUUCGUGGUGUCGGCACUAUCUCUCACCGCAGCUUUAAGCUAACAAAAGCCUACGAUCCACAGAUCCAUCCCGGCGUUGGCCCGAAUUUAGCGCGUAACAAUGUGUUACCCAAGGAAUACGAACUCAUGAUGCAGAAAGUGUUGCCCAGGCUAGGAUCAAAACUUAUGGGAAAGAAACGACUGACUACCAUCCUUUUGUCUCGGCGUGAGAAGAAGUUUUCUGAAGCUGCCCGUCUGUCGACGCCAGAGGGCAGGAUCAUCAUGCACCGACGACUCAUUCGAGGAAGAAAUACAUUGUGGAAACAUGACUGGUAAUUUGCAUCGAAUUCGCCUAUGUACAUACGCUCUAGUAGUGUUAAUAUAUAUUCACAUCUUCCG
Opisthorchis viverrini is the source of this 653-nucleotide messenger RNA. RefSeq lists its product as hypothetical. NCBI's taxonomy places the organism in Eukaryota, Metazoa, Platyhelminthes, Trematoda, Opisthorchiida, Opisthorchiidae. Bases 219 to 590 code for a protein of 123 amino acids. The record is from RefSeq and is a predicted model, not a curated record. The transcript has 3 exons.